AUGCUAUCACAGGCUUGUAUACGUAUUGUUCCAGGACUGCUGAUUGGAGGAAUGAAGCGCAAAUCACAAAAAGCGAGCCUGAGGAAGGGUAUUAAUAUUGUAAUUGGCACACCAAAACGCAUUCUAGAUCACAUAGGACACACUACCACACUUGAUCUACAAAAAAUACAGUGGCUGGUUAUAGAUGAAGCAGAUCGUUUGUUAGAAAUGGGGUUUGAACGAGAUGUCAGGCGUAUUGUUGAAAAGUUGGUGCAACAAUCUAAUUCUUUCACUAAGGAAAGUGACAGCGUACCAAAGACUCAAACCGUUCUUUUGUCCGCUACAUUAUCACCUGGAGUAGAAGCUCUUGCUGGUCUGACCUUGAAGAACCCUGUUCGUUGCGUGGUUGGUGAAAGUAGAAUGGAGUCUUCCAAUACUCAUCUCUCUAUGCCAACAGACUCUAGAGAAGGAACAAAUGGACAAAUAAACGACGUCGCUGAAUUUUCCCUGCCUGCUGGAUUAAAACAUUUUGUGCUGGUUGUACCCUGGAAACUGAGACUUGUAUCACUAGCAGCUUUCUUGCUACUGAAGUGUAGGUACCAUAAACACGGGGGAAAACUUAUCGUUUUUAUGGCAACUCAAGAUUGUGUGGAUUUUCACUAUCAUCUUUUCAAAGCAGUACUAUGCAACAAAUCUGAAGAGCUUAUUUCCAAUAUACCUGUUGUAAAUCUCUCAGUUCAUCGACUUCAUGGAAGUAUGGAGCAUAAAGAACGUGAAUCAGCUUUUCAAAGCUUUGCUAAUAGUCAAGCUGGUGUUCUGAUCACUACAGAUGUUGCAAGUCGAGGUUUGGAUCUAGCGUCAGUAGCUUGGGUAGUACAGUAUCAUGUGACUGGAGGCCCUGUAGACUAUGUGCAUCGUGUUGGACGAACUGCACGUGCUGGAGGUCAGGGUAAAGCACUUCUCUUUCUAGAAUCUGCAGAACUUGGUUUUAUUGACCUUUUGAAGUCAAGAGUUGGCAUGGAGAUAAAUGAAAUAAGUUUAUCUGAUCUACUUCAAACUGUUCUUUUUCAUCUACAAAAUACUAAACGUCCUGGAAGACAAAGGCCUGAUGAAUGUACAACUGUUGAAGAGGGAACUAGUCGACUGUUUCAUUUAUUUCUUGACGCUGUAGAUAAUGAUGACGGUUUGAAUACACUUUCAGAAUUGGCCUACAUAUCAUUUCUACGAUCUUAUGCAAGUUUCUCUGGAGAAUUACGACCUAUAUUUACCUUCAAACAUUUACAUUUAGGUCAUGUAGCCCGUGCAUUCUGUUUACAAAAAACACCAUCUGAUGUUGCUGCUCGUGUUAGAGGUCGUUUUAUAAAAACUGAUAAACAGAAAAACACAACAGGAAAUAAACGAAAACAUGAUGAUUCGAGUGAGAAUGAAAUGGAUCCUCGUAAAUCAAAAUAUUCGACAGCUUUAUCGUUCGAUGAAACUUCGAAGAAUCCAACCGCAAACUUUACUAAACCAUCUGAUUUGGCUAGACGUAAUAUGCUUGCAGAAUAUGGUUUAUGA
Molecule: messenger RNA, 1536 nt
Organism: Heterobilharzia americana
Lineage: Eukaryota; Metazoa; Platyhelminthes; Trematoda; Strigeidida; Schistosomatidae
Source: the annotation of a GenBank genome assembly